Miscanthus lutarioriparius is the source of this 636-nucleotide messenger RNA. The record is from the annotation of a GenBank genome assembly. NCBI's taxonomy places the organism in Eukaryota, Viridiplantae, Streptophyta, Magnoliopsida, Poales, Poaceae.
AUGAGGUGGAACAACAAUACAUUUGGGUUUGUUCUUAGGAGGAUGGCACAGCUGCUUAGUGAUGGUAGUAAGCCUGACAAAGUGUUCAAGGACAAAGAUGUCAACUUAGUAGCUAAGCAUCUAAAGGAGUAUAGUGGGGAGGCAGACCACCCUAAGGACUCAGAGUUCCUUAACUGUCCUAUAUGGUUCUACACUGAGAUAGAGGCCAUCUUUGGUCAUGCCAUGGCCACUGGUAGGUUUGCACUGGGAUCUAGUGAGGCCCUUGGGGUGAACCAGGCUGAUAGUGUAGCCGCUAAGGCUGAGGGCAGUGCCUUCAACCAUGUGUGUGAGGAGAAAACCACCACUAAGUUGGGUGGCAAGAGGAAGAGGGACAACUUCACUGAGGAUGAGAUGCUCAUUCUCACAAACAUGUCAAAUGUUGUUAACAAUGUUGUCAAUGCACUUAGGGAGACUAGACCAGCCCAUGUUGAUGCAAACCUCUACCUUGCUGUUAUGGAGAUGCUUGGAUUUUCUAAGGAGGCUCUCAUAGUAGCCUACACCUACCUGCUGGACAACAAGGCCCAAGGUAGGGGCUUUGUUGGCAUGAGGGACAGCCACAAGACCCUUUGGCUUAGGACCGACCUAGACAAGAACUAA